AUAGUCAAAAAAGUCAACGAAACCCAAAGAGUUCCUGAUAAGCAAAACUUUACAAUAGCUUCCUCCACAAUCUUCUUGAAAACAGAACACAUCACAUCCUUUAACUCUCUUUAUAAACCAACAUAACAAUCUCUUAUCCUCUUCAUUCCUAUAAACCCCUAAACACCAAAACCACUCUAAAGCGAUGUCUUCUUGUUCAAGAACGAGAACUAAAGCUCCAAGAUCAGCAAGAAUCCGUGUCUCUUCUUCACCAGCCAAGAUCGUAGCAGAUCUCGACGAUGUCUUGCUCCACAUCCUCUCCUUUCUCCCAAUCAAAACCCUCAUCAAAUGCAAACGCGUAUCAAAACGCUGGCGUUCUCUCAUAACAAACCCGAACUUCUCCAACCGCAUCAUCAGUUCCAAACAUCCCCUCCCAAUCUCAGGCCUUUACUUAAAAGGAACAAGAGACAUUGACUACAGAUUCGUCUCUCUUCUCGACGAUGACGAUGAAGAAGUCAACGAGCAGCGGGUUUCGUUAUCAUCACCGCUUCGGUUCGCAGAUCAUCCAACUCCGAUCAUCGUGAUGCAAUCAACCAACGGUCUUCUCCUCUGCAAAUGCACUUGUCCUCCUAACCAUUUCAACAGAAACUUCUACGUUUACAAUCCCACGACGAACCAGAAGACUCUCCUCCCUCGGAUCAUCGACCACGUGGCGCUCUCUCUAGCUUUCGAUCCUUCUAAAUCUCCUCACUACAAAGUCUUUUGCCUCAGAAAAAGUAGCAUCUCCUCUGUUUCCCCUGUUUCCUCUGUUUUUUACCAUAUAGAGGUUUACACCUCCAACGAAGGACCUUGGAGAAGACUUCUCUCGGUUCCUUCUUUCGCUCUUCCUCAAACCGUUAACACCGUCUUCUGGAACGGUGCAGUUCACUGGUUUUGGUUCGGUCCAAACUCAAGAGUCUGUCUCUCUUUCGAUAUCGAAACAGAGGAAAUCAAGACCCUUCCUCUCCCUUUUCUUGAUCACCAAGACGACGAGGAGGAUCCACCUGAUGUCGGCACCUUGAGGUUCAUAGAAGAAUCAAGAGGAAAUCUUUACUUCAUCGAGGUAAACGAUCUGAGUUCUCCAGACUUAUCUGUCUACGAAAUGAACAGAACCGGCUCAACCUGGUUCUUGAAGUAUCAUGUUGACUUAGAGCCACUUGCGGCAGCUUUUCCGGAGAUGAUCGGAACCGAAUACUACACUAAUAGGAAGAUCUAUUCGUUCUCCGUCAUCGGUUUUGUAAAAGGAGAGACAGAUGCUGAGUCUUCAUACAUAGUCCUUCACAUACCAAACAAGGCUGUUAAGUACUACUUCAUCAGCAAGACUUUCAAGAAGCUUUGCAGCUUCGAGACAUCCGAUGAUGGUGGUGAGAUUUUUUACGGAUUCCGAAGAUCUUUUCAGUUUAUUGAGUCUCUUGCUAACGUCUAGAAGAAUAACUAGAUGUCUUGGAGUUUCCUCAAGACCUGCUUCGUGUUUG
Brassica oleracea var. oleracea is the source of this 1493-nucleotide messenger RNA. RefSeq names its product F-box protein At5g07610. Gene Ontology annotation, molecular function: protein binding. NCBI's taxonomy places the organism in Eukaryota, Viridiplantae, Streptophyta, Magnoliopsida, Brassicales, Brassicaceae. The record is from RefSeq and is a predicted model, not a curated record. The transcript has a single exon. Bases 185 to 1444 code for a protein of 419 amino acids.